AUGGACACAUCCGACAUGAACUCGUUCCUGGAGUACUCUUACCACUCAGAGGCGGGCUUCCCUCUGGCCCCGGGGCCCUUCCACUCGGGCUCCUGCUCCUCGGGCUCAUCGGGGUCCUCGGGUUCCGGGGACAGCGGAUACACCGCGGACACGCGCCUGUACCACGAGCCCCCGCAUCAGCAGCACGAGCCUCACGGAUAUGCUCACGCGCACCCUCAGCACAGUGCACAGAGCGGGCUCCUGUACGGGGCCCCUGGGGGCCACUACAGCGCGGACUAUAACCCGCAGUACUUCGUGGAGGAGCCCGUGGGGCCCCCGUACUAUCAGCAGCCCUUCCCCUGCUCUGGGCCCAACACCGGCCCCAGCUACGGGGCCCUGGCGGGAGCCUACGCCCCCCCGACAGGACAGUACCCACAGCAGGAGCCUGUGCCCGGGUACCUCCUGCAGCCCGCCGGGUACGGAGAGGGAUCCGUGAGUCAGAGAGAGAGGCCCGAGGAGCCAGAGGCCCCGGGGCCCACCUUCGACUGGAUGAAAGUGAAGAGGAACCCGCCGAAGACAGUGAAAGCGGACUACGGGCUCCCGGGGCCUCAGACCGUGAUCCGGACUAACUUCAGCACGCGGCAGCUCACGGAGCUGGAGAAGGAGUUCCACUUCAGUAAAUACUUGACGCGCGCGCGCCGCGUGGAGAUCGCGGCGACGCUGGAGCUGAACGAGACGCAGGUGAAGAUCUGGUUCCAGAACCGCCGAAUGAAGCAGAAGAAGCGGGAGCGGGAGGCCCCCAGCCGGUCCCCCUCCUCCGGCCCCGGGAAAGAGGCCGAGGACUCGAACUCAGACCAGUCCUCCACGUGCACGUCCCCAGGCGCGUCCCCGACGUCGGACACAUAA
This is a messenger RNA of Knipowitschia caucasica, 885 nucleotides long. The record is from the annotation of a GenBank genome assembly. Lineage: Eukaryota; Metazoa; Chordata; Actinopteri; Gobiiformes; Gobiidae.